This is a messenger RNA of Fusarium sp. VM40, 3489 nucleotides long. The record is from the annotation of a GenBank genome assembly. NCBI's taxonomy places the organism in Eukaryota, Fungi, Ascomycota, Sordariomycetes, Hypocreales, Nectriaceae.
AUGUCAACUUCUAGAUCCGAACACUUGGCUCUUGGCUACGCCUCUCAGUCUGGUAGUCAACCUCGUUCUGGUUCUCCCUCCGCCAGCAACUCUCCCAUCGACCCCCUUCCGCCUUCUCGUUCUCCAUUCGGCUUGCCUGGUGGUCUCAACCCUUCAAAUAAGAUGGCGGGCAAUUCGCGAUCCGGGGCUGGUUCUCCGUCGCACGAACUCCCUGGCUCUAGCCGUCUGUUCUCUAAGAGAGCUCGUGAGAUCCAGGCUCAAGAAGGUGUUUCCGGUAUGCCACUCUGGGGCGGCCCUCCUACGAGCGGCAAUUCCACGCCGCUACGCGAGAAUAUCCCCGAGUCCCCUACCGAUGGUUUCCCAGAUUUUGCUCAGCUUCCUACACCGGAUUCGAUGCCUCAGGCGAGGCGUGCCCGCGCUGGCACAGUGCCCUCUCGAUUCUCUCCUGGGGGUGCGGGCAAUGGCGUUGUUGGUAUCCCCGGCCUAGCUGCCAAGGCGAAUAGACCCACGCCUACUCAGAGUCCUUUCAAAUCCCCUUCCCCCAAUCCGGAUGGCCAGGAGAAUCACUCCAAUAGUUCGACCUUGCUUUCUCGUCUCCGCGCCGGCUCCAUGCCUCAGAGGAGCCAGUUUGCCCCCAUCCCUGGUACUAGCUCACCUUUCGGUCCCUCAAUCUUCAGCAGCUGGAACCCUACAGGUGGGGGACGUGAGAGAGCUUCUACCUUGGCCAGCAUUGCCAGCGUUGGCUCGAACGGCCCCAGCUCUCCCGCCCAGUCUCAAUUCUCCAAGGAAGGAGGCGGUGAGUCUGAUGUUCAUAUGAGGACUCUGGAUUAUCUUGGUCUGGCAGAGACACCGCAACCUCCUCGUGCACAGCUCGCUACUCCUUACCUGGCCAAUCUCGACUUUACCAAGCAAGCCAGCCGAUUCCGAUCCUACUCGGUCAACAAUAAGGACAAAUACGCCGAUGACGACGAUGAUUAUGAUGCCGAGAUGCCCUUGGACCCCCAGUACGUGGCAGCUCUUCAGGAUCAGCUGGCCGCUACUAACGCUGCUAUCCACAAUCACAAUCUGGCCGUCCAAGCUUUUGCCAACCAGGCAUCAGCCAACCGUCCUCGUGCUCGAACCGCUGGUGUCUUGGAUACCCCUGGAAGUCGUCUGAUGAGAACCUACAUGUCGGGCAACUCCAAUCUGUCGAACAAUGUCGCCGCUGCUGAAAUUCGACUGCAAGACGACAAGGAUUACGAAGAUCUUCCUCAGGCUGUUGCUGGUAUCAACCUUGGCAGAUCCAACAGCCGCAAUGCUGGCCUUCUCAGCGCUGACGAGCAGGGCCUUGAGGGACCUACGAGCGCACUCUGGUUGGGCAGCAUUCCCACCUCAACCACUACCUCGACUCUGAUUGAGAUGUUCAAAUCCCAUGGCCCCAUCCUGUCGGCUCGAGUGCUUACUCACAAGAACUGUGGCUUUGUCAACUUUGAGCGGGUCGAAAGCGCCAUCUCUGCCAAGGCCAGCAUGAACAGCAAGGAGAUUUUCCCAGGGGCCGGUCCUAUUCGUAUCAACUUUGCCAAGCCGCCCUCUGCUUCCAACACUCCUGGUCAUGACGGCGUUUUCCCAUCUCCUAGCCCCGAUCCAUUUGCCAAGGGUCAAGAUAGCGCUCAAGGAACCAAUGUCACCACACCGGCUGGCGAGACUGCUCCCAGCACUACGUCCACAAAUGCGGCCCCCAAGGCUCCUACUCUGCGUGAAAUGACAACAGAUAUUCUCGAAAUUGUCAAGCAAUUUGGUGCUCCCGAGGAGGACAGGUUCAGGAUCUCUCGCAACCUCCAGUCGGCCAUUCAGUUCAACUCAUUUGUUGAGGAAAUUCCUCCCAUUCGCGAGCCUGCCCACACUCGUGUCCACGAUGCACCAAAGCUUCGGGACAUCCGCAAGCGAAUUGACAAUCAGAGCUUGUCUCAGGCUGAGAUCGAGAAUAUUGCUGUUGACAUGCUUCCGGAGAUUGCCGAGCUUUCGUCCGACUAUCUCGGUAACACUGUGGUGCAAAAGCUGUUUGAGCACUGCUCUGACCACCUUCGCGAUGCCAUGCUGUCUGAAAUUGCGCCUCAUAUGGCCGAGAUUGGUGUGCACAAGAACGGCACUUGGGCGGCCCAGAAGAUUAUUGACGUCUGCAAGACCCCUGCUCAGAUGUCUCUGAUCGUUGAACACAUCCGCCCUUACACCAUUCCUCUUUUCCUGGACCAGUACGGCAACUAUGUUCUCCAGGGCUGCCUCAAGUUCGGCGCUCCCUACAAUGACUUCAUCUUUGAGACCAUGCUUGCCCGCAUGUGGGAUGUCUCACAGGGCCGCUACGGUGCUCGAGCCAUGAGAGCAUGCCUUGAAAGCCACCAUUCCACCAAGGACCAGCAGCGAAUGCUUGCUGCUGCAAUCGCUCUCAACAGUGUGCAGCUGGCAACCAAUGCCAAUGGUGCCCUGCUUCUGACCUGGUUCCUCGAUACCUGUACCUUCCCUCAGCGUCGCACAGUACUAUCGCCCCAGCUCGUACCUUACCUGGUUCAUCUCUGCACCCACAAAGUUGCUUAUCUCACUGUGCUUAAGGUCAUCAACCAGAAGGCGGAGGCAGAUGCCCGUGACGCUAUCCUCCAAGCGUUGUUUUUCACUCCUAACGACCAGGUUUUGGAGGCCAUUCUCAAGGAUCACCAGUGCGGUGCCACUCUUAUCUUUAAGGUGCUUACCACACCCUUCUUUGAUGAGUCUAUCCGCAACCAGGUUGUCGAAAACGUUAAGAACGUCCUUAUCCGAAUUAAGGCUCAGCCUAAUCAGGGCUACAAGCGCCUGAUGGAUGAGGUUGGCCUGUCGACUCGCAACGCUGGGAACAACCGUGACGCUAGCACUCAUGCCGAGCAACGCCAACGUCCAUCAUCGAGACAGGCAAACUCCAGCGGUCACCCCAACUCUGCACACUCCAACAAGCCUUUCUAUAACCCUAUGAACCAGCCAGCUAACCCUCCCGGAUUUGAUAUGCCCUACGGCGGUCAAAGGAACGAAACUGCAGAUGGUGGCGUUUCUGCAUUCCCUCAGUUCAACCAGGGUAUGAUGUACAACGCACCUGGCGGUCCAAUGCCCGCCAAUAUGCAGCAGAUGCAGUACCAGCAGCAAAUGAUGAGCCGCGGGCCGCCGCCCAUGAACUACAACUAUCCCCCCAUGCAGGGCAGCUAUGGUGGUUUCAAUGGCCCUAACCCUUCGGUUGACCAAUACCGCCAGCAGAAUAUGCCCAACGGAAGCCCUAUUCAGCCAUCUGUUUCGCAGAUGCCUCAGAUGCCUGCUGGCCAAACCCCAUUCGCACCUCCGGGCUUCGGCAUGGGAAUGGGCAACUACGGCUACGGAAACAUGGGAGGCAUGCCCAACAUGGGAUACAUGCAGCAGGAGCAGGGUAACCCUAGACGAGGCCGCGUAAGACAACCUCAGUCUCGCAAUGGGCAACAAAGAAGAGGGGGCUAA